AUGAAUUCCCAGCAUCAGUGGGUACUUGUUGAAAGACCUACACAAGAUCAAGCCAACCGCAAUCGCCGCGGAGAUGAGGUAGAUGGUCUCAGUUCCCACUCAUCACAGACUGAGAGAGGAACUAUCAACUUUGCGGAAGAUGUGAUCACUGGGUCUUUGGAAAAUGCAGUUAUAGUCGAGGUCGGUAAGAAUGCGUAUCUGCCCUGUGACUACAGUCUACCUGCACAUGGGACACCUGUGCCUGUGUGCUGGGGCAAGGGAUCCUGUCCUUGGUCACAUUGUGGUGCCAAUAAAGUGCUCAGCACUGAUGAAAGAAAUGUGAUACAUCAGAAAUCCAGAAGAUACCAGCUAAAGGGGAAUUUCCUCAAAGGAGAUGUGUCCCUGACCAUAGAGAAUGUGACUCUAGCUGACCGUGGGACCUACUGCUGCCGGGUAGAAUUCACUGGUCCAGGGAAUGAUAAAAAAGUAAACCUGGAAUUAGACAUCAGACCAGCCAAGAUCACCCCGGUUGUCCCUGCUCGUGGAUACCCUACUCCAACUUCUCCAAGAACCCUGACUACCAAGGGAGACGGCUCAGAGACUCAGACUCUGGGGACCCUCCAGGAUAAAAGCCAAACACAAAUUUCCACAUGGACCGAUGAAGUGAAGGACUCUGGAAAAACCAUCAGAACGGCUGUCUAUAUCGGAGUAGGAGUUUCUGCUGGGCUGGCCCUGGCACUCAUCUUUGGUGUUUUAUUCCUUAAAUGGUAUUCUUAUAAGAAAAAGAAGUUACAGAAUUCAAGCCUCAUCACACUGGCCAACCUCCCUCCAGUGGGGCUAACGAAUGCGGGAGCAAGCAGACACCGGUCGGAGGAAAACGUCUAUACCAUCGAGGAGAACAUCUACGAAAUAGAGAAUGCCAAUGAGUACUAUUGCUACGUCACCAGCGGGCAGCCAUCUUGACCACCCCUGGGCUCUCGCUUUUUAAGGCUCCCCUUCAUUUUUGACUUUGUGGUUUUCCUUUUUGAACACUAUGAGAUAUAUCAUAUCUGAAAAGUUUGGGAGGUUCUGUCCACCAUGAAGUGUUCCUGUUUUCUAGGGAUAAUUAGCUCAUAAGGGGAUUCAACUGUAGCCUAUACUAUAUUGAAAUGCAUCAUUACCUCUGAGUUCCAGGGAUAGGAUCUCCUCCAACCCAGAGAGUGCUAAUCAUGGAUAUUGAAGCUCACAUGUGCCUUCACACAUUAGGAAUGCUUAGUCUGAUAUCUCUGGAGUACCUGGACAUUCGGGAUUGUGGUGUGUCCACAAAGCUCUUCAACAGGUACGGGGAAUAUUAGGCUAAGGGAGAUAGGUGCAGGUCUGUGUGGAUGCAGGCAAUCUAAAGUGACCACUGAUUUUCCUAGAGAUUUCGGACCUUGAAUAAUUAAGAAAAAGUCAGGUGGCACAUGCCUAUGAUUACAUAACUUACGAGGCUGAUGAAGGAGGAUCGUGAGUUCAAGGCCACCCUAAGCUAUGGUGGUGAGACUUUGCUUUAAAAACAGAAGAGAAAAAAAAAAAACAAUCAAGCAAGCACAUAGGGAGGCUGGAAAGAUGGUUCAGACGUGCUUGUUGUGCACGCAUGAGGAGCCGGAGUCGGAUCCCAGAACCCACACGGAAAAGCUAGGCGUGCUAAUGCAUGCCUGUAAACGCAGAGAUGGGAAAGUGGUGACAGAGCAGGUCCCUGUGGCUUGGUCACCAGGCAGCUUAACCUAGUUGGUGAGUUCCAAGUCACCGAGAGCCCCUGUCUCAAAAUAAGGUGGACAGUGUUCCUGAGGAAAGACAAUGGAAGUUGCCCUCUGGUCUCCACACAUAUUUGAAUGUGCAUACACACAUACGCGGUCACACAUGAGAUAAAGAAAGAAAGGAAGGAUGAAACAGUAGUGAAGGUUCUCUCUGGACCUUCUGCUUGGAUGCAAUGUGUAUCUCUACACGACCGGCCCCCAUCUCAGUCCCGACAGCUUCUGAGUGGGAGCAUGGCGGUGCAGACCUGUCAUUAAUUCCAGCCCUCAGCAGGCUGAAGCAGGAGCAUGGAGAGUUUGUGAGCCAGACCCCCCCUUCACAAAAAGAAAAGGUUCCUCAGGGGCCUGCUGACUAUAAAAGGAAACUCUCCUUGCCGAAGUCCGACCUUCCCUGUUGUGUGCUCAGAGGGAAGCGCCUCUGACAACUUCUCCAUUCCCGGAGGAAGCUGGACCUGUGUUUCUCACAGAAGAAGAACCAGUGACUGGGAUGCUCAUGUUGUUUCCUGAUUGAAAGAAGGCAGAGUCCUGGCAGCCAUCUGUGUCAUCAGCCUCAGAUCUUCCACUACAAGGACAGUGGUCACAAAACCAAAUUUCUAAGCUGGUGGAGAUCAAUUUUGUCUGGCUUAUGACUGUUCAGUGUCUUGGUUUGUGUACGUUCCCAUACGUAACAGAACCUAAUAAAACAGC
Microtus oregoni (creeping vole) is the source of this 2441-nucleotide messenger RNA. RefSeq names its product hepatitis A virus cellular receptor 2 homolog. The record is from RefSeq and is a predicted model, not a curated record. Bases 1 to 942 code for a protein of 313 amino acids. The transcript has 7 exons. NCBI's taxonomy places the organism in Eukaryota, Metazoa, Chordata, Mammalia, Rodentia, Cricetidae.